AUGGCUACCACAAAUAAUCUUGUCAAUUCUCAAGUGCCCAAAUUAUUGAAAGAUAACUAUGAGAGUUGGUCAAUCCAAAUGAGAGCCUUAUUUGGUUCUCAAGAGUUGUGGGAGCUGAUCAUUGAUGGGUUCACGGAACCUACCCCAGAAGUAGAAGCCACCUAUACCGCCGAAGAGAAGAAGGCUCUCAGAGAACAAAGAAAGAAGGAUAGCAAGGCUCGUUUUCUACUCUAUCAAGGGUUGGACGAGUCUACCUUUGAGAGAGUUGCCGAAGCAACGACAAGCAAGGAAGCAUGGGAAAUCCUUGCGACCAUCUACAAAGGUGUCGAGCGGGUGAAGCGAAUUCGCCUCCAAACUUUGAGGGGCGAUCUUGAAGCCGCUCAAAUGAAAGAUGAAGAACAAAUCUCCGAUUAUUAUUCACGAUUACUUCUAAUUGUGAAUAAAAUAAGGAGAAAUGGAGAGAAGAUGGAGGACAUCCGAGUGAUGGAGAAGUUGCUCCGAUCCCUCACAUCAAAAUUCGAGCACGUGGUGGCGGCAAUUGAGGAGUCAAAGAAUUUGGAGGAUAUCUCAAUAGAGGAGCUCUUGGGAUCUCUCCAAGUUCAUGAACAACGAAUGCAAAAGAAGGCUAGUUCCAUAGUUUUGGAGCAAGUACUAGAGUCGCCGAAGCAACAAAUGAUGUGGGUAACAACUCUACGCUUCUUCUUGCUAAUGAUGAUUCAAGUGUUGAGAAUGAUGCUUGGUACCUUGACUCGGGUGCUAGCAACCACAUGUGCGGGAAGAAAGAACUUUUCAUGGAACUCGCAGAAGGAGUUCAUGGAAGUGUGA
Messenger RNA from Asparagus officinalis (garden asparagus), 825 nucleotides. RefSeq lists its product as uncharacterized. Lineage: Eukaryota; Viridiplantae; Streptophyta; Magnoliopsida; Asparagales; Asparagaceae. The record is from RefSeq and is a predicted model, not a curated record. The coding region runs from base 1 to 825 and encodes 274 amino acids. The transcript has a single exon.